This is a messenger RNA of Monosiga brevicollis MX1, 915 nucleotides long. RefSeq lists its product as uncharacterized. Bases 1 to 915 code for a protein of 304 amino acids. The transcript is spliced from 6 exons. The record is from RefSeq and is a predicted model, not a curated record. NCBI's taxonomy places the organism in Eukaryota, Choanoflagellata, Craspedida, Salpingoecidae.
AUGGCGACGGCCGUGGCCGGACUCGGCGCUUUGGUCGUGGUCUUGGUGGCCGUGAGUGAGGCGGCCAUUGAUCCGGCCUACGCGAUCAACAUGACGGUGUAUCAUGUCAAUGAGAAAAACUACACCGCCGGCGACGUCACCAACAUGAACACCGCAGACGUCUUUGGGGACCUUUACUUUGAUCUUCGCACCUUCCCAGCUUGUCCCACCCACGCCGCCCGACGCCUGUGCCGCUUCUCACAUCGCGAUGGCGACGACAGCGAGGUGACUUCACCCCUCGAGUGUGCCAUUGAUCCGUUCUCCAUGGACUGUAAUAAUCCCGAGGCCACCAAUACCUCUGAUCUCGCCAUCACGGAGGUCAUUCUCGAGGUUGACUCACGCUUUACCAAUUAUUCACGCUGCAACGACGUGCAUGGCGUCUACAACUGUGUUUGCUAUCCCAAUGAGACGUGUGAUGAGCGUGUUGGCCGCGAAGACGUGGCUGCUGGACACAAGCCUGAAAUCCCUGCCCAAGGCUACACUUGGCAGUGGUGGAAGUACAACUUGGCUCAAUAUCUGGGUGGAAACUGGUUUUCCACUGUGGCAACCGGUCGCUGCAACAGCACUAACGAGGCGGCGCCCUGCUAUUGGCGAGUCGUCGAGGUGCACAAGCGCAUUUCAAAGACCUGCUCCGACAAGCACAUGGCCGCUUACGUGACUCAGCUCAGCCCGCGCUGCUUUGACAACUGCCCACAACCCACCAACCAGACCUCAUCCUGCUGGAUUGGCUGUUUCUUUGACACGCUCAUGGGUCCACAAAGCGCCUCUACAUACUACAAUCCCACUCAGGCAGUGCCCAAGAACAAUCUUUCUUGGGCCUUCCGCCAGCCCUUCAUUUCAGACAAUAUUCAUGAUUUCGGCUGCCCCGCCAUCUAA